CUGUGUCGGUCGCGCGGCACCAGGAAAUGGAGGCUCUGCCGCGCUGCUGAGCGUGUAGAUGCAGACAGCGGCAGAACUGGGAGGAGAAACCAGCGACCAGCAGGCAGCGACAGGCGACGACUUUCAGCACUUUGAAGGUUUCGUGCAUCAGCAGGAGAAGAUGAGCGACGCAAGUCAGCCCAAGGUUGAACUUUUUGUGAAGGCGGGGAGCGAUGGUCAGAGCAUCGGCAACUGUCCUUUCUCCCAGCGUCUCUUCAUGGUGCUGUGGCUGAAAGGAGUCACUUUCGACGUUACCACAGUGGACAUGAAGAGGAAGCCUGACAUCUUGAAGGACCUGGCUCCUGGUGCUCAGCCUCCCUUCCUGUUGUACGGCAGCGAGGUGAAAACUGACACCAACAAGAUUGAGGAGUUCCUGGAGGAAAAUCUCUGUCCUCCAAAGUAUCCUCGCCUGGCUGCUCGCAACCCAGAGUCCAACACAGCAGGCAUGGACGUCUUCUCCAAGUUCUCUGCUUACGUCAAGAAUUCGAACCCUCAGGCCAAUGAAAAUCUAGAGAAAGGUCUGCUGAAAGCUCUGAAGAAGCUGGAUGACUACCUCGGCUCUGCACUUCCUGAUGAGAUCGACGAGAAUAGCGCUGAUGAGGUCACUUCCUCGUCCCGCCCCUUCCUGGAUGGCCAAGAGCUUACUCUGGCUGACUGCAACUUGCUGCCUAAGCUCCACAUCGUGAAGGUCGUGUGUUUGAAAUACCGACAAUUCAGCAUUCCUCAGUAUCUAACAAACCUCUGGAGGUACCUGAACGCUGCGUACGCCCGGGAGGAGUUUGCCUCCACCUGCCCGAUCGACGACGAGAUCCACAUCGCCUACUCCUCCGUAGCCAAAGUUCUCAAGUAGGAGGACAGUCAUGAAUACACCAGAAUACACCAGCAGAACAACAUACAAAAGCAAAAAAAACACACAUACGCACCUGCACACACCAAGCAAUCACUCUGCAAGUGAAGUGGUCGAUCUGUUUCUCUGUUCUAACUGAUUGUGAGCGCCGCAAGAGGCUUUAUUUACAUCUGUAUAGUCGUUUUCUUGCAGCUAUAAAAGAUAUCACGUUUCAUAAUGUUAGAUCAUUCUAAUAACGGUUAUUAAUGGAUAAUUAUUCUCCUACAGUAGAUUUGUAUUUGUAGUUUUUUCCUGAUAAAAGGGAUGUUUUCGCCUCAUGGACCAGUUUACAUCAGUAAGGAAACAAGGAAGGAGUCAGAAACACAUGCACAAAAAAAAAACAUAUCACAUAUCCCACAUAUCAUCUGACUUUUUUCUGGACAACUUCUGGUUACUUGUUGAUCAUGUUGCCUGCAGACACACACUCACAUGCACA
This is a messenger RNA of Seriola aureovittata, 1361 nucleotides long. It is a transcript of the gene clic1, whose product is annotated as chloride intracellular channel 1. The transcript has 7 exons. Lineage: Eukaryota; Metazoa; Chordata; Actinopteri; Carangiformes; Carangidae. The record is from RefSeq and is a predicted model, not a curated record. Bases 59 to 889 code for a protein of 276 amino acids.